AUGGGAGAUGCUGAGCAGCAUCGUCAUCACUGGCUUACUGCAGUGGUAUGGUUUGCCUUCCAAAAAUGCCCGGAUGAAGCUAGAAGCUUUUCCCCUCGUGGCAUCAGCUAUUCCACAAGCCCCGGCCAGUUCGACACGAAGCGAACAACUACGCUUUAUGUCGCCAAAGACGGCACCGGGCCCGCGACACAUCCUCUCGUCACCUAUGAUGCUGGUCAAAUUCUCUUUCCCUCUGACGUCGGACCCAGCGGUGCUUUGAGUCCUCUCGUUGGCUGGCACCGAUUGCCACAGCGAACGAAAGACCAGUUCAACGGCAUCGAAUACGAGCACACCAAGGUGCCCUUCAGCGAUGGGAACUUUCAAGCCUACCUAGAUGCAGCUUACAACGAGGCCUUCUACGACGGUGUCUCAACGGCAAUGGAUUGUGGAUCUUUAGAUCCCCAGCAGUCCAUGAUCGACCCAGACUUGGAGGACAUGCCUCCUGCCGAACCUACAGCACCACCUUCCUAG
Colletotrichum costaricense is the source of this 510-nucleotide messenger RNA. Its product is annotated as necrosis inducing protein. The transcript has a single exon. Bases 1 to 510 code for a protein of 169 amino acids. The record is from RefSeq and is a predicted model, not a curated record. Lineage: Eukaryota; Fungi; Ascomycota; Sordariomycetes; Glomerellales; Glomerellaceae.